This is a messenger RNA of Hevea brasiliensis (rubber tree), 4174 nucleotides long. RefSeq lists its product as uncharacterized. NCBI's taxonomy places the organism in Eukaryota, Viridiplantae, Streptophyta, Magnoliopsida, Malpighiales, Euphorbiaceae. The coding region runs from base 858 to 3197 and encodes 779 amino acids. The record is from RefSeq and is a predicted model, not a curated record. The transcript has 5 exons.
AAAAAAAAAAAAAAGAAAAUAACGAAGGUACCAAAAAGAGGUGGGUGAUGAGGCUGGUGUCGUGGGAUUAUAAACAGAGAGGAAUGGACUUAGACAUGGCUUUCUCCUUCUCUCCUUCAUCUAGAAAUUCACGCCCAUCUUCUCUUUCUUCUCCAUCUUCCCUUCUAAGUAGACCCAGAAAGAAAAAUAGGAAAAAAAUCUUUUUUUCUUUUUUCUUUUCUGUUUUGAAUAACCUUGUUGUUUCUCUUGCCUUGUCAGAGAUUAAAACAUAUAAUUCUUUUCUGGUAAUUGUAUGAUCCGGGAAUUGAUUGAAAUUCAUGGCAGAUGAUCAUUGAAAUGUCUUAUCUAUCGGAUUCUUUGAUCAGAUGCUUUAUUGGCAGGUGCUUCAAUUCUGUAAGGGACCAUGAAUUCUAGGUGCUUCAUUGUUUGCUGGUUUGGAGGUCAGAAAAUCUGUGCUACACGUUAUUGUUGGGUAAUUAGUAUGUGUUCAGCUUUCUCCAUGCAAUCUCAUAAAGGAGUUAAGAGUUGAAAUGUGGACGCCCUUGGUAGAUACAUAGUGCUGGGAAAACUGUAGAUAGGAAAUUGCUUUUGUGGGAUUCCUUUACAUUCUGAUCUUAGCUGUAAUGGUAGAGCCAGUUGGUUUUCACUUAAAUUCAAUCACAUUGAUAGGAUUAGGAAAGCCCUAGUACUGCUUUUGUUAGACGAUAUAGCACAGAUGAUCUUCUUUAAGGAAAAUGAGCAGGAAAUAUUGAAUUCUACAAAAUUGAAAGUUGAAUAGACUCAUUUAGAAUGAAAAGGACAUAUAAAUUAUUCAGCUCAACAGGGUAAAAAUAUUUUUGAGACUACAAAUUUGAGCCAUGGGCUUGCCACAAGUUUCCUCUGCUGAUGAAACUAAUGAAGAUCCUGCAGCAUUGUUGGGCUCGUUUUUGCAAAGUCCAUCACAAUUUGCCAGUGCGAGCACCAGUGAUUUGAAUGGAUUGCAGGAAGGAAAUAUAAGCCGAACAGUAGGGGAUACUCUGAGUUCUUCUUUGGGAGAUUUUCAGAGGAAAACUGCCUUGGAGCGUUCAAAAUUUCCAGAGAAUUCCAUGAGAUUUGGAGGGGCAACUGAUGCUAAUUCAAAUGUUCAUGGAAUGGUAACUGCUUCUACAGAUAAAAUUGGCCGAAUAACUCCUAAAAGUGGAAGGAAUAUCCAAAAUCCUGCUUCUAGGAUCAUUGGUUUUGAAUCAUGGGGUGCAAGUUCUUUAAAUAAUGGAAUUGAGGGAUUUUCUGCUGAUCAUCUUAAUUCUUCUUCUGUGGCUGGCCUCACAGUGAGUGACGUUGAGCUGGCUGGGCCUCUUGUCAGGAAAAGAUUACUGUCGCCUCUAAACAGCAUGCUUUCUGCAGAACACUUUUAUGGGGAUAAUCUGGAUAUUGGCUGCAAUGCUUCUCAGAUGAGUUCCUCUGCUCUGACCAAUAAUUUAAAUGUUUCUGCUUCACACGACUAUAAGAAAGCAAAUGUUGGUAGCAAAAUCAAUUUCACCGCAUCAUCUUGGUCCUUAUCCAGUUGUUUGGAUAAAAGAAACAUGCUAUGUGACAAUAGCACAGUAGCAUCUAUUUUUCUCACUGAUGGCCCUCUACUGGAAAACAAGGACCCACUUUCUAACAGUACCCUCUUAUACUCUCCUACACUUGAUCAUUUCAAAGAAUCGAGUGAAGGACGAUCCCAGAGUAGGGCAAUAUCCUUAUCCCCUAAAAAGGCCAUUUCAUCUCCUCUAUCAUUGUCACCUCUAGGUCCUAAGUUUUCUGAAAGAAUAAAAACUCCAAGAGGAUGCAAGGAUGUCAAGAACUGCAUUGAGGAUUGCUGUUCAAAUUUGGAGAAUGUAGAACGGUCACUUGACAAAAGUAACUCAGGCAUUAUCUUUGCUCCAGAAGAAGAAGAUUUCAGAAUCACAAGCAGAUCAUUUGAAGAUAUUGAUCUCUUUCACAAAGAGUUUCGUCCAUCUUCCCUUGAAAGUGCUACUGACAGCUGGUGCUUGUUUCAGGAAUCUGCUUCUUCCCAAUGUGCAAGCUUCUUCAGAAGUUUGAGUGGCCUUCCUGUUCGCAGGUCCUUGGUUGGUUCAUUUGAGGAAUCAUUAUUGUCUGGACGGUUCUUUUCUGGAAAAUUCACCCAGAGAAUAGACGGUUUCCUAGCCGUGUUAAGCAUUACGGGAGGGAAUUUUUCACCGCAAUCACAGAAGCUUCCUUUUUCAGUGACCAGUGUUGAUGGAGAUUGUUAUUUGCUAUAUUAUGCAUCCAUAGACCUUGCAGGAAAUUCAUCAAACAAGCAUAGGGGCCAAAAAUUGAGAAGAGGCUUAAGUAAUGAUGAUUCACAGACUGUCAGGAGCUGCUUUCGUAUUCCUAUGAAAGGGCGUGUACAGCUGGUCCUUAGCAAUCCAGAAAAGACCCCUCUCCACACCUUUCUUUGCAACUAUGAUUUGAGUGACAUGCCGGCUGGUACCAAAACAUUCUUGCGUCAGAAGGUAACUUUAGCCUCUUCUGGAACAACUUCGCCAGAGUUGAAACAUGGGCAUAUAGGUUUAGACAAAAAAAUGAGAGACAAGGUGACUACAGUGUCACAGAAAAACCAUCCUGUAAAUUCAGUUGCUUCUAUUGGCCAAAAUGAAGUCAAAGGGAAUGAAUGCCAUGAUAUAGUAGAUUCAAUACAGACACAGAAUUUGUCCACGCAAUCACAAAGUGUGGGAAAGGCAGGUGUUGAAUCUAUUGUACUUCACAAUGACUGCCGUAGUGGUAAUCGCCCGGGGUCUAGUGGGAAGGACUGCACUGGGGUGAAUACAUGCAUUGGAAUUGACAGAAGAUCAACUCAUGGUUGUUCAAAGAUCAAUGAUAAUUCCCAAGGUGGUGGUGCUCUUCGUUAUGCACUCCAUCUACGUUUUCUUUGCCCUUCACCUAAAAAGUGUUCUAGGUCAGUUCAGAGGUGUAAAUCUGAUCCUACAACCGUACCACAAAAGCCACAAUUAGAUGUGGAAGGGGGGCGCAGGUUUUAUUUAUACAAUGACUUGCGAGUUGUGUUCCCUCAACGACAUUCAGAUGCUGAUGAAGGCAAGGUAUGUGAUUUUGAGUGGGCUCUUAGCAUUUUAUCACAUCAGAGGCGUAUUCUCUUAUGGUUGUUUUCAUACUCAUCUCUGGUAAAAUUUUAUGGUUGCCAACUGGGAAUUUAAAUUUCAGUCUAAUGGAAUCAUAAUGAGUAAUUGGCACUUGCAGCAAUAUUCUAUGCUGUUAAGAAUUUGUACGAUUUUCUUCUUGUAGUUGAAAUAGUAUUGAACAUAUUUAAUAUGUUUCCUAUUGAUUUUACAUCCUAUUUUAGUAAUUUUUGGUGGUCACAUGUGAAGUGAUAGAUCCAUUUGUGAUUAUUUAAGGUUUUGGUCACAUGUGAAGUGAUAGAUCCAUUUGUGAUUAUUUAAGGUUUUGUGGGGCAUUUGCUGCCAAUUUCUUGCAACAUCUUUUUCUUCUUCGUUGUCUCGUGAUCGAAUUCUCGCCUUAAUGUGAGCUGCUUAUAUUUUAUAUCAAAUUGGAAAUCUUUUUUAUGGAGCCAAUCUUAUCUUGUGAUGAGAGGAUAGAAAAAUAAAAACAAAAGAUGGGCUGUGCAUAACUGAUGUUGCUAUUUCGAAUGAGUGAACAAAUUGAUGCUUCAUACUUUAAUUAGUUUCUGCAUUAUAUUUUUCUCCUCAUUCAGUUUGCUGCAUCAGCCAUCAAGAAUGAGACUGCUUUUUUGCUUUCUUUGUCUCUAUAAAAACCUGGCCUCAUGGGGCUGGCCUGAUUAGAUAACAACGGAAACUACCUUGACAGUGAAUUUUCUGUAAAUGGGAGUGAGUCUUUACCUAGAAACUAAAGCCUUGCAAACAAGUUGUCUAUGGUCUUUAUGCAGAAAUGUUUUACAUUGACAAAGUUGAACAGUAAGUUAUAUUUUCUUCUAUAUUAGUCUAAUGAGGUUCAUUGCUUUCUCUUUGGCAGUUGAAUGUGGAAUAUCAUUUCCCAGACAAUCCAAGAUAUUUCGAUAUCAGCAACUGAAAUCUCAAUAGAUUGCUGACAUUGUACAUAAUCACAUCAUGUUUUUAGUUGUCUAAUCUAAAAGUUGCACUAACCCCUCAAGUUGUAAAUGCUGCCAUUCAAUAAUAUUUGACGGGUUGAAGAUUUA